UGUUGUUGUUAGCUACGAUACUUGGCAGCAACGUAAACUAGGAAAGCCGUCCCUCUCUCUCUCUCCGUCGUAAGCCAAGAACAGGCGUCAUGCUCGCCAGCAUCCUCGUGGUGCCGCAGCGACUCCAGCAGCAACCGCAUCCUCGACGGCUGCUCCUCGCUCUGCUCAUCGCCUCUCAACUCCAUCUACUGCCCCGAGGGGUCUCGGCUCUCGCGCCCAACAGGUACGUACCGAAAUGGAAGAAGCAGGCGUGCGAGGUACCAGCGACGCAGCAUCCGAAUUCGCACUACGUCUGCGACGAAGCCGGCGAACUCAAGUGUAUACCAGGCUGGACGGGCGACCUGUGUGACGUGCCAAUUUGUCGCAAAGGCUGCGACCCUCUUCAAGGCUACUGUCGCAGACCCGGCGAAUGUCGCUGCAAACUCGGCUUCUACGGCGACUUAUGCGACAAAUGCGUCGCUCUACCCGGCUGUCAGCAUGGCAGGUGUAACGUGAGCUUCGAGUGCGCCUGCGAUCCCGGCUGGAAGGGCUUGUUCUGCAACGAGCCGGUCUGUCACUCCGAUUGCAACCCGAGCCAGGGCUAUUGUGAAAAGCCCGGCGAAUGCAGGUGUCGACUUGGAUGGCAAGGCGCGAUGUGCAAACAGUGCUCGGUGCUGCCGGGCUGCGUGCACGGUAGCUGCCAAGGACCGCUCGAGUGCCGCUGCGAUCCUGGAUGGACUGGAUUUUUGUGCUCGACGCCUAUUUGCUCGGCUGGCUGCAGUCGCGAGCACGGCGGCUGUCGGCGGCCAAAUACCUGUCGCUGUCGAGUCGGCUACACCGGACCAAAUUGCACCGAGUGCGUGCCGUAUCCGGGCUGUCAGCACGGCAGCUGCAGGAAGCCCUGGGAGUGCCGCUGCGACGCGGGCUGGACCGGCGACCUCUGCGAAGUCAAGCUCACCUACUGCGACGAUCAUCCGGACACUUGCCGCAAUAAUGCCACUUGCGUCAGUGUGACGCCCGAAUUCGGCAAUUACAGAUGCUUAUGUCCUCUUGGCUUUUACGGCCGUCAGUGUGAAAAAGAAACCGAGAUUCCGGCAAUGGAUCUCAUGCCACCUAAGCCAGUGAUUCCGUUAUUGGACGAGACGACGACGAUGACGACAACAACAACAACAACAUCAAUUGAGACAAACAGUGUCAAUAAUGAGACGACUGCUGCACCGAUUUCAACCACCGAGAUAACGGCCGAACCAUUGGAGCACAUCUUCAUCACAGAUCCGCCGGUGGAACCACCGCAAACCGCCGGCAAGUGGCCGCCUGAACCGGUGACUGACUCACCACUCAAUCAGAGCGACGCUGAUAACGAAACUUGAAGUUUUGCGAUUACUUCUGUAAAAUCGGCAUUGUAACUCGUAGCAUAUUU
Messenger RNA from Trichogramma pretiosum, 1399 nucleotides. RefSeq names its product delta-like protein 1. The record is from RefSeq and is a predicted model, not a curated record. Gene Ontology annotation, cellular component: membrane. Bases 90 to 1349 code for a protein of 419 amino acids. Gene Ontology annotation, biological process: motor neuron axon guidance; cell communication. The transcript has 7 exons. NCBI's taxonomy places the organism in Eukaryota, Metazoa, Arthropoda, Insecta, Hymenoptera, Trichogrammatidae.